Molecule: messenger RNA, 14120 nt
Organism: Sphaerodactylus townsendi
Lineage: Eukaryota; Metazoa; Chordata; Lepidosauria; Squamata; Sphaerodactylidae
Gene: WDFY3
Product: WD repeat and FYVE domain containing 3
Molecular function (GO): protein binding; metal ion binding
Source: RefSeq, a predicted model, not a curated record
AUGACGCCUGCAACGUCACCAAGCAAAGGUUUGCUUGAUGAAAUGCACAUUCAGGCUGAUUAUACACUGGUGCUCUGCCCUGCUGUGAAGGUGGAAAGUAGCCCACCUGUAGCUGAUCUCUGCCUGUUGAGAAUUCUGCAGGUGCCCCCGGAGAUGGACAGAAAGCUGGAGAGGAUUGUAGGCAAACAGAGAGAGAAAGAAGAGCUGCACGUAUUUGGAAACGCUCCUCCAAGUACAAUGAUAGAAAAGUUUUCAGAUCUCCUUCAGUUUACAACGCAAGUGUCAAGAUUAAUGGUGACCGAAAUCAGGCGGAGGGCCUCCAACAAGUCUACAGAGGCCGCAAGCCGUGCCAUAGUCCAAUUCCUGGAGAUCAACCAGAGUGAAGAAGCCAGCCGGGGAUGGAUGUUGCUUUCUACAAUUAAUUUGCUCGCUUCAUCUGGACAGAAAACAGUGGACUGCAUGACGACUAUGUCAGUGCCUUCCACGCUCGUGAAAUGUCUCUAUCUGUUUUUUGACCUUCCACAUGUGCCUGAGGCAGCUGGAGGAGCUCAGAAUGAACUCCCUCUAGCUGAGCGGAGAGCACUACUGCAGAAAGUGUUUGUGCAGAUCUUGGUGAAACUGUGCAGCUUUGUGUCUCCGGCGGAAGAGCUGGCUCAGAAGGACGACCUCCAGCUUCUGUUCAGUGCAAUAACCUCCUGGUGCCCUCCCUAUAACCUGCCUUGGAGGAAAAGUGCAGGGGAAGUGCUCAUGACCAUAUCACGUCACGGCCUUAGCGUCAAUGUAGUGAAAUACAUUCACGAAAAAGAAUGCCUGUCAACAUGUAUUCAGAACAUGCAGCAAUCGGAUGACCUUUCUCCUUUAGAGAUAGUUGAGAUGUUCGCUGGCCUGUCUUGUUUCCUCAAAGAUUCCAGCAACGUGUCUCAAACGCUACUAGAUGAUUUUAGGAUAUGGCAAGGAUAUAACUUCCUCUUUGAUCUCUUACUCAGGUUAGAACAAGCAAAAGAAGCCGAAUCCAAGGAUGCUCUGAAAGAUCUGGUUAAUCUGAUAACCUCAUUAACAACCUACGGGGUCAAUGAAUUAAAACCAGCUGGUGUUACUACAGGGGCACCUUUUCUGUUGCCUGGAUUUGCCGUCCCCCAACCUGCUGGCAAAGGCCACAACGUGAGGAACAUUCAGGCAUUCUCCGUCCUACAAAAUGCUUUUCUGAAGGCGAAAACCAGCUACCUUGCACAAAUUAUCCUUGACGCCAUCUUGAACAUAUACAUUGCGGACAACGCCAACUACUUCAUCCUGGAAUCCCAACACACUUUGUCCCAGUUUGCGGAGAAAAUUUCUAAGCUUCCCGAAGCGCAGGCCAAAUACUUUGAGAUGCUCGAGUUUGUCGUCUUCAGCCUGAACUACAUCCCCUGCAAAGAACUUAUCAGUGUCAGCAUCCUUUUAAAAUCUAGCACCUCUUACCCGUGUAGCAUCAGCGCAAUGAAGACGCUACUGAAGUUCACGCGUCAUGACUACAUCUUUAAGGACGUUUUCAGGGAGGUGGGACUCUUGGAGGUGAUGGUGAACCUCUUACAUAAAUAUGCAGCUCUUCUGAAAGAUCCUACACAGGCCUUGAAUGAGCAAGGGGACUCACGAAACAACAGCUCAUCUGAAGACCAAAAGCAGCUGGCUUUGCUGGUCAUGGAAACCUUGACAGUGCUGCUCCAGGGCUCUAACACCAAUGCAGGUAUCUUCAGGGAGUUUGGUGGAGCCAGGUGUGUGCAUAACAUAGUAAAAUAUCCACAAUGCAGGCAGCAUGCGCUGAUGAUAAUCCAGCAGCUGGUGCUAUCACCGAGCGGAGAUGAUGACAUGGGUACCCUCUUGGGACUGAUGCACUCUGCUCCUCCUACGGAAUUGCAGUUGAAGACUGACAUAUUAAGGGCUCUGUUGUGUGUGCUAAAAGAUCACCGGACGAGAACCGUUUUCAGAAAAGUCGGUGGGUUCGUGUAUGUCACCUCGUUGCUUGUUGCCAUGGAGAGGUCCUUGUGUUCUCCACCCAAGAACGGCUGGGAGAAAGUGAACCAGAACCAAGUGUUCGAACUGCUCCACACCGUCCUUUGUACCUUGACAGCGGCCAUGCGCUACGAGCCGGCCAACUCGCACUUCUUCCGAACAGAGAUCCAGUAUGAGAAGCUGGCUGACGCAGUGAGGUUACUUGGCUGCUUCUCAGACUCCAGGAAAAUAAGCCCUUUGAACAUUUUCCCCUCCAACACCCAACUCUUUCAAAGACUCUUGGAGGACGACCUGAUCUCUGUGGAUUCUGUAUCACCGACUUUGAAGCACUGCAGUAAACUCUUUAUCUAUCUCUACAAAGUAACGACGGAUUCUUUCGACAGUCGUGCUGAGCAGAUUCCUCCUUGCCUGACAAAUGAGACUUCUCUCCCCUCUCCUUGGGGAACACCAGCUUUGUCCAGGAAAAGGCAUGUGUAUCAUUGCUCUUCAACCCCACCAGUAUUCCCUCCCAAAAACUCUGGGGAUUUGAAGCUUCACAAAGGAACGGUACCUCUGCAGAGCUUGGAUGCAGUCAUCAUUCACCCCGGAGCAAUGCUUUCUAUGUUGGACCUCCUAGCUUCAGUUGGGUCGACUACACAGCCAGAACAUGCUCUGGAUCUUCAGCUUGCAGUGGCCAACAUCUUGCAGUCUCUGGUACACACAGAAAGGAAUCAACAAGUCAUGUGUGAAGCUGGACUCCACGCUCGACUUCUGCAGAGAUGCAGCGCUGCUCUUGCUGAUGAGGACCACCCCCUGCAUCCACCCCUGCAGAGGAUGUUUGAAAGGCUGGCCUCUCAAGCCCUGGAACCAGUGGUGCUGAGGGAAUUUUUACGUUUGGGAAAUCCUCUGAAUUGCGGAGCCUGGGACAAAAAACUGUUGAAACGAUACAGGGUACAUAAACCGAACUCGUUAAGUUAUGAACCAGAGAUGAGAAAUAGUAUGAUUACAUCAAUGGAAGCUCUGGGUACUGAUUGUGUGUUCAGCUUACAUGAAGAUAAUCACUACAGGAUAAGCAAAAGCCUUUUGAAACCAGCAGAAGGGAGCACGGUACCCUUGACAAGAGUGAAGUGUUUGGUCUCCAUGACAACUCCACAUGAUAUUAGACUGCAUGGAUCAUCAGUUACUCCAGCAUUUAUUGAAUUUGACACAUCUCUUGAAGGGUUUGGCUGCCUGUUCUUGCCAAGUUUGGCCCCUCACAAUGCCCCUACCAACAAUGUUGUUACAACUGGUCUUACUGAUGGCAUUGUGGUCAGUGGGAUUGGGACCGGAGAGAGGCUUUUCCCGCCACCAUCCGGACUGAGCUAUUCAAGUUGGUUUUGUAUAGAACAUUUCAGCACCUCCCCAAAUCAUCACCCGGUCAGGCUCCUUACAGUUGUGAGACGAGCAAACAGCUCAGAACAGCACUACGUGUGCCUCGCGAUAGUGCUCUCUGCAAAAGACCGGUCGCUGAUUGUAUCAACUAAGGAAGAGCUGCUUCAGAACUAUGUCGACGAUUUCAGCGAAGAAUCUUCUUGCUAUGAAAUUCUCCCUUGCUGCGCUCGGUUUCGUUGCGGCGACCACAUCAUCGAAGGCCAGUGGCAUCAUAUGGUUCUGGUGAUGAGCAAAGGCAUGUUGAAAAACAGCACAGCUGCCCUCUACAUUGACGGACAGCUAAUUAACACAGUCAAGCUUCACUACAUUCACAGUAGCCCCGGUGGCUCGAGUUGUGCCAAUCCACCAGUAGUUAGCACAGUUUACACCUAUAUAGGCACGCCGCCUGCCCAGCGCCUGCUGUCCUCUUUGGUUUGGCGUUUGGGGCCAACUCAUUUCCUAGAAGAAGUGCUGCCUCCCUCAAGCAUUAGCACAAUUUAUGAGCUGGGACCAAACUACGUUGGAAGUUUUCAAGCGGUAUAUAUACCAUGUAGAGAUUCCAAGCCGGAAGGGACCGGUCCCUGUCCAGUAUCUUUGGUACCAGAGGAAAAAGUCUCUUUUGGACUGUACGCACUCUCUGUUUCCUCACUGACUGUGGCAAGGAUUAGAAAAGUUUAUAACAAACUGGACAGCAAGGCCAUCGCCAAGCAGCUGGCCGUUUCAUCUCAUGAGAACGCCACUCCGGUGAAACUGCUGCACAAUUCAGGAGGACAUCUGAAUGGAUCUGCGCGUACCGUUGGUGCAGCCCUGAUAGGAUACUUGGGUGUGAGAACGUUUGUCCCUAAGCCCGUUGCCACUACAUUACAAUACAUAGGCGGAGCAGCGGCCAUUCUGGGUCUGGUGGCUAUGGCCUCAGAUGUAGAAGGAUUGUAUGCCGCUGUGAAGGCCCUGGUGUGCGUAGUAAAGAGCAACCCUCUGGCUAGCAAAGAAAUGGAAAGAAUCAAAGGUUAUCAGUUACUGGCAAUGUUGUUAAAGAAGAAACGCGGUCUUCUGAAUAGCCACAUUCUUCAUUUGACCUUUUCCUUGGUCGGGACUGUUGACAGUGGGCACGAAACGUCAAUUAUUCCAAAUUCAACUGCCUUCCAGGACCUCCUUUGUGACUUUGAGGUUUGGCUUCAUGCACCUUAUGAACUUCAUCUUUCAUUAUUUGAACAUUUCAUUGAACUUCUGACCGAAUCCAGCGAAGCGGCAAAGAAUGCGAAAUUGAUGAGGGAGUUCCAGCUAAUUCCAAAACUGCUGUUGACUCUUCGAGAUAUGUCUUUGUCUCAGCCGACUAUUGCUGCCAUUAGUAACGUACUGAGCUGUUUGCUUCAAGGUUUCCCAAGCAGCAAUGACUUACUCAGGUUUGGACAGUUCAUCUCCUCAACUCUGCCUACAUUUGCAGUCUGUGAGAAAUUUGUAGUCAUGGAGAUGAACAAUGAAGAAAAGCUGGACACUGGAACAGAGGAGGACUUUGGAGGCCUUGUGAGUGCAAAUCUUAUUCUUCUGAGGAACAGACUGCUGGAUAUCCUGCUUAAACUUGUGUACACAUCUAAAGAAAAAACAUAUGUCAACUUGCAGGCUUCUGAAGAGCUUGUCCGGACGCUUGGGUUUGACUGGGUCAUGCUGUUCAUGGAAGAACACCUGCAUCCUACCACAGUGACGGCAGCCAUGAGGAUUCUGGUGGUCUUGCUGAGCAAUCCGGCUAUUCUUCUCAAGUUCAAGGAAGGCCUCAGUGGCGGAGGCUGGCUCGACCAGACAGAUUCCGUCCUGACGAACAAGAUCGGAACCGUGCUGGGCUUUAACGUCGGCAGGAGCGCAGGCGGCAGAUCGACUGUCAGGGAGAUUAACCGAGAUGCUUGUCAUUUCCCGGGCUUCCCGGUCCUUCAGUCGUUCCUCCCGAAGCACACGAACGUCCCUGCGCUCUAUUUUCUUCUCAUGGCUCUUUUCCUGCAGCAGCCAGUCACUGAACUGCCUGAAAACCUGCAGGUCAGUGCGCCUGUCAUCACCAGCCGAUGUAAUCAGGGUGGCCAGUUUGACUUGGAUUCAAUUUGGACAUUCAUAUUUGGAGUUCCUGCUUCAAGUGGCACCGUAGUGUCUUCCAUUCACAAUGUUUGCACAGAAGCUGCUUUCUUGUUAUUGGGAAUGCUCAGGAGUAUGUUGAAUUCACCUUGGCAGUCGGAAGAAGAGGGUUCUUGGCUCCGUGAAUAUCCAGUCACUUUAAUGCAGUUCUUCCGCUAUUUAUAUCACAACGUUCCCGAUCUGGCUUCGAUGUGGAUGAGCCCGGAGUUCCUUUGUGCAUUGGCAGCCACUGUGUUCCCUUUCAAUAUCCGGCCGUACUCAGAAAUGGUCACUGAUUUGGAUGACGAAGUUGGAUCCCCUGCUGAAGAAUUCAAAGCGUUUGCCUCUGAUACCGGAAUGAACCGGAGCCAAUCAGAAUAUUGCAACGUAGGAUCUAAGACGUACUUGACAAACCACCCAGCAAAGAAAUUUGUGUUUGACUUCAUGCGAGUGCUGAUAAUCGAUAACCUCUGCCUUACACCUGCAAGCAAGCAGACUCCAUUAAUAGACCUCCUUCUAGAGGCCUCUCCUGAGAGAUCAACAAGGGCACAGCAGAAAGAAUUUCAGACCUAUAUUUUAGACAGUGUGAUGGAUCACUUGCUUGCUGCUGAUGUUUUACUGGGUGAGGAUGCUUCUCUCCCUAUUACAAGUGGAGGAAGCUACCACGUCCUGGUGAACAACGUGUUCUAUUUCACACAGAGAGUGGUGGAUAAACUUUGGCAAGGCAUGUUCAACAAGGAAUCUAAGCUGCUUAUAGAUUUCAUAAUCCAGCUAAUUGCACAGUCCAAAAGGAGAUCUCAGGGAUUAUCGCUUGAUGCCGUUUAUCACUGCCUGAAUAGGACCAUCUUAUACCAGUUCUCAAGGCCACACAAAACGGUUCCCCAGCAAGUGGCUCUUCUGGACUCCCUGAGGAUGCUGACUGUCAAUCGGAACCUCAUCCUCGGGCCCGGGAACCAUGACCAAGAGUUCAUCAGCUGCUUGGCUCAUUGCUUGAUUAACCUGCAUGCUGGAAGCAGCGUGGAUGGGUUUGGUCUGGAAGCGGAAGCCAGAAUGACCACUUGGCACAUCAUGAUCCCUUCUGACAUAGAGCCCGACGGAGUCUACAAUCAAGACGUUAGCGAAGGCCGCCAGCUUCUUCUAAAGGCUGUGAAUCGUGUCUGGACAGAACUAAUCUACAGCAAGAAGCAGGUUUUGGAGGAGGCAUUCAAAGUAUCCCUCCCUGUCAACGAUAGAGGCCACGUGGAUAUUACUCUGGUGAAGCCCCUCGUUGAAGAAGUCAGUUUAAAGUGCUGGCAGAAUCAUUUAGCUCAUGAAAAGAAAUUCAUCAGCAGAGGGGAAGCGUUGGUUCCAACGACACAGUCCAAACUGUCACGAGUCAGCAGUGGUUUUGGUCUUUCAAAGCUAACUGGAUCCAGGAGAAACCGAAAAGAAAGUGGGAUGAACAAGCACAAUCUGUCCACACAGGAAAUCUCCCAGUGGAUGUUUACUCACAUUGCGGUCGUUCGAGACUUGGUAGACAUGCAGUACAAAGAAUAUCAAGAGCGUCAACAAAAUGCGUUGAAGUACGUGACAGAGGAGUGGUCUCAAAUUGAAUAUGAGUUGCUGCGGGAGAGAGGAUUGUGGGGCCCUCCCAUUGGCUCUCACCUAGACAAAUGGAUGCUGGAGAUGACGGAAGGGCCCUGUCGGAUGAGGAAGAAGAUGGUGCGGAAUGACAUGUUCUACAUUCAGUAUCCUUACAUGCCGGAUGCUGAACAUGAGACCAACAUGCUGUCUGACUUCUCAAGUAAACCUUCUGACACACCUGACGAUACCAUUCCUCAAAAGAAACCAGCUCGCUACCGAAGGGCUGUAAGCUACGACAGCAAAGAAUACUACAUGCGUCUAGCUUCUGGGAACCCAGCUGUUUUCCAAGAUACUAUUGAAGAAAGCUCCGAAGGAGAAACCGCUCAGCAAGAGCCGGAACACGGCGAAGACACAAUUGCCAGAGUUAAAGGUCUUGUGAAACCCCCCCUGAAGAGAUCUCGCUCUGCGCCCGACGGUGGGGAUGAGGAGAAUCAGGAGCAGCUUCAGGACCAGAUUGCCGAGAGUAGCUCUAUAGAUGAAGAGGAGAAAACCGAUAACACAACCUUGCUUCGACUGCUGGAAGAAGGAGAGAAGAUACAGCACAUGUACCGAGCAGUAAUCGUUGUUCAAGGCUUAGACACCAGCUUAGGGCUCCUCUUUAAGUGCAAAGAGCACUUCUAUGUGAUCGAUGGAUUUACAAUGACUGCCACCAGGGAAAUACGGGACAUUGAGACCUUACCUCCAAAGUGAUGCAUGUACCAGCCAAUUAUACCCUGGGCACGACAGGGUCCCCGAAGUCAUUUAAAAGAACAUGCAGUAUUUUUUGCAUAUGAAGAUAUCAAGGAGGUGCACAAAAGACGAUACCUGUUACAGCCAAUUGCUGUUGAAGUGUUCUCGGGGGAUGGACGGAACUACCUUCUCGCUUUCCAAAAAGGAGUUAGAAAUAAAGUCUACCAAAGGUUUUUGGCCGUAGUUCCGUCUUUGACUGACAGCUCAGAGUCUGUGUCUGGACAGCGACCCAACACCAGCGUAGAACAAGGGUCUGGCUUGCUGAGCACCCUAGUAGGAGAAAAAUCUGUCACACAAAGGUGGGAGAGAGGUGAAAUCAGUAAUUUCCAGUACCUGAUGCAUUUGAACACGCUGGCCGGCCGAUCCUAUAAUGACCUCAUGCAGUAUCCUGUUUUCCCCUGGAUUCUUGCAGACUACGAUUCAGAGGAGCUGGACCUGACCAACCCCAAGACAUUCAGAAAUUUGCAAGCCAAUGUAGCACAGACCUAAUUUUAAAGGUUGGUUUCAGUGAUAAGCAAGCUUUACAAAGACUGGGAAGAUCCUAAUGGUGAAACUCCGGCAUAUCAUUAUGGCACACACUACUCCUCCGCUAUGAUAGUAGCCUCGUACCUUGUGCGAAUGGAGCCCUUCACACAGAUAUUUUUACGGCUCCAGGGCGGCCAUUUUGACCUGGCUGAUCGGAUGUUUCAUAGCGUGCGUGAAGCCUGGUACUCUGCAUCAAAGCACAACAUGGCGGAUGUCAAGGAGCUCAUCCCGGAAUUUUUCUACCUCCCAGAGUUAUUGCUCAAUUCCAACAACUUUGAUCUAGGUUGCAAGCAGAAUGGCACUAAACUUGGGGAUGUAAUACUCCCCCCAUGGGCUAAAGGGGAUCCCCGUGAAUUCAUCAGAGUUCAUCGGGAGGCUUUGGAAUGUGAUUUUGUGAGCGCCCACCUGCACGAGUGGAUCGACUUAAUCUUCGGCUAUAAGCAGCAAGGACCCCCCGCAGUAGAGUCUGUCAACGUCUUCCACCAUCUUUUCUACGAGGGGCAAGUGGAUAUAUACAACAUAAAUGACCCUUUAAAAGAAACAGCUACCAUAGGAUUCAUUAAUAACUUUGGACAGAUACCUAAACAGUUGUUUAAGAAACCGCAUCCGCCAAAGCGAGUGAGAAGCCGAAUGAAUGGAGAGUUAACCGGGAUUUCUAUCCCGCCCAGCGCUGCAAGCGACAAGAUUUUCUUCCACCACUUAGACAACCUCAGGCCUUCCCUUGCACCAGUAAAAGAGCUGAAGGAACCCGUGGGGCAAAUCGUCUGCACCGACAAAGGAAUUCUGGCAGUAGAGCAGAAUAAAGUCCUCAUCCCACCAGCCUGGAAUAAAACUUUUGCUUGGGGUUAUGCAGAUCUCAGCUGCAGGCUGGGCGCCUACGAGUCAGACAAGGCCGCGAUUGUUUACGAAUGCCUGUCAGAAUGGGGCCAGGUUCUCUGUGCAAUCUGCCCAAAUCCAAAACUGGUCAUUACUGGGGGAACCAGCACAGUUGUGUGUGUAUGGGAAAUGGGCACUUCCAAGGAAAAAGCCAAAGCCCUCACUCUAAAGCAGGCGUUGCUUGGCCAUACAGAAACGGUCACGUGUCUAACAGCUUCACUGGCCUACCACAUCAUUGUGAGCGGAUCUCGUGACCAGACCUGUAUCAUCUGGGAUCUGAACAAACUCUCCUUCGUAACCCAGCUUCGAGGUCACCGGGCCCCGGUUUCAGCCCUCUGCAUUAAUGAAUUGACGGGGGAUAUUGUAUCCUGUGCUGGCACUUACAUCCACGUGUGGAGCAUUAAUGGGAAUCCCAUAGUCAGCGUGAACACUUUCACCGGACGUAGCCAGCAAAUCCUGUGUUGCUGCAUGUCGGAAAUGAAUGAAUGGGAUACUCAGAAUGUUAUUGUGACGGGGCAUUCAGACGGGGUAGUCCGGUUCUGGCGAAUGGAGUUCCUGCAGGUUCCCGAAACGCCAGCUCCAGAACCCGUGGAGGUCCUUGAGAUACAGGAAGAGUGCCCAGAAACUCAAAUAGGUCAAGAAGGCCAGGAUGAAGACAGCAGUGAUUCAGAAGCCGACGAGCAGGGUCUCAGCCAGGAUGCCAAGCUGCCAGAGAGCCAGAACCAGCCGGGCAGUGCCAAUCACAGGCCUCGGUCGGCUUCGAGCCGAGCGGCGGCCGUCUGGUCAGUGGACAGCGGCUCUGAUGACUCGAGGCCCUGUUCUGACCAGCUCAGCUUGGACGAGAAGGAAGGCUUCAUCUUCGUCAACUACUCCGACGGGCAGACGAAGGCGUACCCCCACCCUCAGGUUAACCACCCGCACUCGAAUCAAGCCGAGCUACGGUAUUACAGCAAGCUCAAGCCAGGUUACAGGUGGGAGCGUCAGCUAGUAUUUAGGAGCAAGCUAACUAUGCAUACCGCCUUUGAUCGCAAGGACAAUGCACAUCCUGCAGAGAUCACAGCACUAGGCAUUUCCAAAGACCACAGCCGGAUUCUCGUGGGCGACAGCAGGGGCAGAGUGUUCAGCUGGUCGGUGAGCGACCAACCCGGCCGUUCUGCCGCUGACCACUGGGUGAAAGAUGAGGGAGGAGACAGCUGCUCCAGCUGCUCCGUUCGGUUCUCUCUCACCGAGAGACGUCACCAUUGCCGGAACUGCGGGCAGCUCUUCUGUCAGAAGUGCAGUCGCUUUCAGUCUGAAAUCAAGCGUCUGAAAAUCUCCUCCCCGGUGCGGGUUUGCCAGAACUGUUACUACAACCUGCAGCAUGAGCGAGGCCCCGAGGAGGGGUCCUGGAAUUAGCGAGGGCAGCAGAGCCGCACAACGCACCGGCAGGGGUCCCAAGAACCCCGUGACUUUUGCGGCAGGCCCGAGGAGCACAUUCAGAAGGGAACUGCAGCCCGGGCCCUUCGCACGCUUCAUCUUUAGACUCGUGCACUCAAGCACUGCAAGAAAAAAAAAAGGGAUCAUUGACUUCAAACGUGUGUCGGCAAGGGAUGAGGACGAAAAGAUUCCCAUGGUCCGUGAGCGUGAGCCGGGACACAAGUGGGCUGGGGCAUCUGCACUUGAGCUCCCGAAGCCCUCCCUUCCGGGCCAGCAUGGCUUCGAGGAAGACCCGCCCAUCCUUUUCAGCAUCUUCUUCGGUCUUGGUUUUGUAGAGCUAGUUACUUUAUUUGUGUUGCAGGGAGGAGGCAGCUUUUUAGAACAUAGUGGUAAACCUGCCUUCUUUGAGAGCAAAACUGUAGAUACUGUAAAUAGAUAUAAUGGCCUUUUUAUCUAAAUAUGGACUUAACUGCCUGUUACAUGGGACUUCAGACCAACCACUAUCCUUUCUGGCUGUUUAGCUCAUCUAUCUACUUACAAUAUAACUUUUGUUUUUAUAAAAAAAAAAGAAGAAAACAAAAAAACCAUCGAAGAGGCAUUAUUAGUAUUUCCAGUUUGAUUUCUUUUUCCCUUUCUUUCCAGUCCCGGCUGCGUGUUCGUCUUUUCAGUUACUGAACGUGAUCUUAAUUUAAACCAUGCUCUUUGGAGAGAAAAGGGAAAUAAAGAACAAAUCCCGACCUGUGUUCUCAUGCAGGGGGGAUGAUAGGACUUGGAAUAUUUUAUUCUCAACUGUAAAAAUAACAAGGAUCCGCUUGGGUUGCAUUACUUUUUAUACGGAAGUUCUGUCUUCGUAUUUAAUAAGGUCUCUUUUUAUACAGGGUGGACCUGCCGUUCGACUCAUUCUUUACCACUGUAACCGUCAGCAGACCUGCAUAUCGCAAAGGCUGGCUCUGACUUCAGAUAGCAGUAAAUGGGUUUGCAUGAGAAACUCUUAGUCUCCUCCCCUUCCCCCCCCCCCCGCCCCCACGAACACAUGGAGAAAAACCCGAAAUAGUUGCAAUACAUGCCGUAAUUUACUCUUAGGUAUUGGCUGCAGAAACAGUGUGCGGUCCUUGCUCUUAAUGACUGGAUAAUGCUUGUUCUAGGCAUGGGUCGCAUUUCUGGUGCACAGCUCCCAACUCCCCCCCCUGGAAACGAAUGGGAAUAGUGUGAGACUAGUCCCCCAUUUUCCACAUUCCUCGCCGAGGGUUGCUUCUUCCCUGUAACCUGUGCUGAACAUUUCACCGUUAACUUCCAUAUUACAGGAUGGCAUUUAAGAUGUAAUGUUUCCUUUUGGUAAAGUUACUAUUCAGUGCAAGGGACACCCAUAGACAGAGAUGGAACCGCCCCCUCCCGUCCGCCCGCCCGCCCCUGGUCAGGCUUUUGAUUUCCAAGGGGGCGUGUGGCUCUUUUUCAGUGCAAGGUAUAUAUUCUGUAAACGGGUACUGAGAUACAUUGGUCUUGAAAACCUGUCAGUCGUGGUUUGUACAAAACCCACUGUGGGAAGAGAAAGGUCACAAAUCGCCACCGCCAAAAGCUACCGCCCACUGGGAAGUGAGACUAAAAGGACACGGUCCUGGGAGGGUAAACAGGAGGAAAUUGUGAUUGCUUCCACAGGUUAAAACAACAGGCAUCUUCACAGUGUGGUCUGAGGGACUUGCACAGGGAAAAGGGGACUUUCGCACCACGGCUUCUGACAAUACUGUGCUUCCUUUGUCGGCUGUAAUUACAGUUUGUUGGCUUUUGGGUCCACGUAAUCUUUGGAAAGAGAGAUUUAUGCACUGAUUAGGAAGUUGACAAUGCGUUUUGAAAAUUGUGUCUGUUUAACAGCUGUGACGAACAAAUGGUGUUUGAAAUUGACUGAAAGCUCUCUCAAUCCACAGUGUUUCCAUUUCUUUGAUAAAUACUCCGAGUUUAACCAGGAAGGCUGUCUCUUGAACUUGAAGCUGGAAAGUUUUUAUCAUUCCAAAUGAAACCCUUAGCACAGGAGGGCGCGAGCGUCAACAAUGCAACUACUAAUCCAGGGUCAUUAGACGAUGGCAGAAGUUCUAGAUGUUUACUGUGUUCUCUCUUUUGGAAAACCUUCUUUGGCAUCUACCUUGUACCAGUAUUAUCCUACGCUUUUGAGAUUUGGCAUUCUUCUCUAAUAAAAAGUCAUCCCCACCCAUUCAUCCCCAACCCAGGAAUGUCUGUGUUAAACCUAUGGGUGGUGUCUUUUGAAGUUUGGUAUAGGCUGCACACCCAUAGCUGAAAGUGUAUUCUUCCAGAACUAUAUAGCCAGCAAGGGGGGGGGGGAGUGGUUAUAAAAGUCUCCUGCUGGUGAGAUCGGGUUUGGGGGGAGAAGAGGGCACUCGGCUCAAUUGCACUGAGGUUGUGCGCUGUUCAUCCUCCAUUCAUUGUGACGGCAACUUGCCUAGAACUGUCACUGAAAGGAACAGAGGCUGAGCAGUAGGACUCUUCGUGCAGUCGGGCUUUGCCGGUGGCUGCCAGGACCCUCUGAUUCAGCUAAACCUCCUUUUACAAAACUCACAGACUUCAUCAGGAGGGAGGGGAUUCUGGACUACCUAGUCCGGCAGUUGCUCAGGACUUCAUACUCAACGGCCUUCUGUUUCUCCAAGGGCGCGACUGGUGUUUUCCCGUCAGGGUUCCUUGCUGAGCCAGAAGAGUCCCAUUGGCCUGUUUUGCUGCCGAGGGCCUCACUUCUCUAAUGCAGCCUCGUCCCGCAGUGCGUUUCUUCCACGGGGCAUCCCCACAUUCUGUUUUUGUUCGUAGCGGCUGUAGCGUUCAUGCUUACGUAGACCAGACUGGCGGCCUCUCUCACACACACACACCCCCAUCAGUCCGAUAGCAAAAACACUUUAGCCAUGUUAUUUUGCACUUUCUCAUGUAUAAAACAAAUCCGUAGAAACUUAUUUUUUGGCUUUGUAUCAUUCGAAAGACUCAUUUUUUGUUUUGUUUUAGUAAAUGAACUAUGUAUAAAAAAAUAUUUAUGCGGUUAAAACUGUUUUUAGGAAAUAUUUUUAAUUUCAGCAAGUUUCGUUACUUGUUGCAUGACUUAACACAACUGACUUUUUGUGUCAGUACAAUGUAUAUUUUUUUGUCCUGUUAUUAACUGGUAAUACGCCCUUGGUAAACGGCCAUUUAUUUGUACAGCAACCGGAUUAAACGAAAGAUAACUGGCUAUGACUGGAGGGGUGGGAUUUUGUACUAUAUUGCAGAAACCAAUUAUCUGUUUUUUGGUGGUUACGUAAAAGGCCUGAAGAAUUACUAUCUAGCGUGCAAUCUGUGAUAUCUGAAUGUUUAUUGUAUAUUUGUCUCCAAUGCAAAAAGGUAGAGUAACCCAACUACAAUACAUGAUUAAAUGCAAUAGUUCAGGUACUUAACUUUUUUUUUUGUUUUCAUUUCAAAUAAAUACUUGCUAUUUACCACCAAAA